This is a messenger RNA of Daphnia carinata, 7212 nucleotides long. RefSeq names its product dedicator of cytokinesis protein 9-like (gene Ziz). The transcript has 34 exons. NCBI's taxonomy places the organism in Eukaryota, Metazoa, Arthropoda, Branchiopoda, Diplostraca, Daphniidae. Bases 279 to 6782 code for a protein of 2167 amino acids. The record is from RefSeq and is a predicted model, not a curated record. Gene Ontology annotation, biological process: small GTPase-mediated signal transduction; positive regulation of GTPase activity. Gene Ontology annotation, molecular function: guanyl-nucleotide exchange factor activity.
GGUGCCGCAGCACUCCAUAUAAAAAUUCAUAAUUUUAUUCCUUUUUUAACAAAGUAGAAUUGUUUACGUUACGGUUGAAUGUAAGCAGGUACUAUUAUGUGACCUUGUGAAAAAAAACUUUUUUAGCAAUUGUUUUAUGAGAAAACAGAUACAUGAGAACACAUUGGCAGUAUACAACUUGCUCUCUGAGCAUGGUUUUUUUAUAGCUGAUGUGAAUAAGGUAACUAGACUUCCUUGGUUAUCAUUUGGAUGCAAGAGGAAAAUUUAGCAAUGCAAGAAUGGCUGAACGAAAAUUUAGUCGUGGCCUCAGAAAACCAGGCAUGGCAGCUCAGCUUAGAGAGUCAGUUUCUCAGGUUGUCAGAGAGACAGCCGUACAGAGCAAGCCCCAAAGGGCUGAACCUAUAGACUAUGAAGCCGUCCUGGCCAAAAAUCGGAUAAUAUUUAACAAUGAUCCCCACAGAGAGCUUCUUUUAUAUCCACCAGAGGAUGUCUCGCAAAGUAAAAUGGCAAGAGAAUGCCGCACAACUAAGUCGACAGUACCAGAAGAAAUUCUUCUAAAUGAAGGCAGCUAUUUCACACAGAAAUGUGCCCAGUUCUACAUAUGUGAUUGGUCCAUUGUUUCGUACAAGUACUGGGCCUACAGUGGUAGCUGCCUUGAUUUGCCAAGGGUUGAAAAGCUCAGCCUACUUAGUGAUCCCAAGCAUGAAAUAGAUAUCGAAGGAGAUGCAGAUGACGAGAUCUUUUCCCCUGAUUCUAUACCCACUGUAGAGGGAUAUCUGCUUAAGGGACCUGAAGGAGCGUCGGAGAAAAUGUUUGCCAACAUUGCGACGAAAUCAUUUAAACGCCGCUUUUGUAUACUUCGCCAAGAUAUUGCUGGGUCAUAUUUUUUUGACAUUUGCAAGGAAGAUAAAAAACGAGAUGCUGCGCUCUCCAUAUGCCUUGAUGAAUGUGAAGAUAUUGUGGCGAAUAAAAGGAAAAACAAGUUUGGAUUCCAACUACGUCUGAACAAUCAACGAUCUUACGUGUUUGCCGCCAAUUCCGAAGUUGAAUUAAAUAAUUGGCUGGAAAAACUUUCAAUGGCGGUUCAAACCAGCAAGCAAUUUGGGGAGGACAGAAGAAGUUUGCCGGAUCCCGAUCUUGCUUUGCAACCGUCUAAAGACCCACCUUCUUAUGGCACUUUACGAUCAUUGGAGGCCUCCUUGAACCCACAGUUAACAAAGUACGCACGUGAAACUGAAAUGUCUAUCAGCUUAGCAAGAAGAGAACAUCGCAACCUUCUUUUUAAUCUAAGUCCAAUUCAACCGUACCUUAGAUCUAAUGAUAGUUUAAUGCAAGCUGGUUCCAAAGUAAAACCUUUUGAAGACAAUUUUGGCAAUCGUUUCUUUGCACGACUUGAGUCCAUUAACUUCCGUUUGCAAGCUCCAAUCGAUGGCGACAAAGGACCGCUUGGCCAAGUUGAACCGUAUUUUAUAACUUUGGCACUAUACGACUUGAAGCUGAAUAAGAAAAUUUCAGAAGAUUUUCAUUCUGACAUCAACCACCCGCUUAUAAAAGCAUCAAUACAGUCAAUGCAAUCUAAUUCCGACGAACCAGAUACAGUUUUUGACAUUCCAAGCGAUUGGCUUGCUUUUCCAAAGCAAGCUAUUUUUAGUGUAAGACAUUGUCACAACGAAGUGUUCCUAGUUGUCAGGAUAGAGACAAUCCUACAAGGAUCAGUCGUCUCCUCUGCCGAACCUUAUGUAAGACCAAAUCCAGAUCUGAAAACCGGAUUAAAAGUACAAAAGUCGGCUCGUUCCUACUGCAGUAGGUUAGGCAGAUAUAGGAUGCCAUUUGCUUGGGCUGCUCGGCCCUUAUUCCGUUCAUCGGGAGAACUUGAUACGAUAGGCGAUAUACCAACAAUAUAUCGUCAAGAACCCCACCGUAAUUCUGAUGAAGACUUACUGAAAACAUUGAAUGAUUUUAGGAGACCUGAAAAAUUGAGCCGUCUGACAGUAAUUCCGGGGAAAAUCCGAAUCACAGUUGAUCAUCUUAAAGAAAAUAUACCAAAUAUGUUAAAUACAUCGCUGGUGCCCAUCAAGCCAUUUCCACUGCCUCCUGUUCAGGAGCCUACAAUCGAAAUAGCAGAAUUUCCAUCUCUUCGUGUGGAAGACGCUUACCCUUAUAUGAACUACGUAAAUCACUUGUACGUUUACCCUCGGAAUCUCAAGUAUGAUACACAAAAAACCUUUCAUCGUGCUCGUAAUAUUGCCUGCGUGGUUGAAUUACGAGAUUCCGAUGCUAAAGAUGCACAACCAUUAAAGAACAUAUAUGGUCAAGUGGGACAGUUGCAGAUGGUCUCUCAAUGGGUUUGUUCGGUCUCUCACCACAUCACUUCGCCUUGCUGGAUGGAUGAAAUCAAAAUUAACCUGCCAACUCCGCUGAAUAACAAACAUCAUCUGCUUUUUACAUUUCUUCACGUUUCCUGCGAUUUGAGCAAGCAAAGGAAAGAUCGUGAAAAUAAAGAACUUCUAGGUCCAGAGGUAGUGGUGGGCUAUAGUUGGUUACCACUCAUGCAUAAAGGACGAUUGCGAGUAGAACAACAAUGCCUUUCUGUGGCAGCUCACCUCCCACCUGGUUAUUUGUCGUUCGAGCCCCUGGGACUAGGCAGAGGAUAUGCGGGACCCGAUAUUAGAUGGGUUGACGGCCAAAAACCGAUCUUUCAGGUUCAUCUAGAACUCGUGUCGACUGUCACUGCCCGUGAUCAACACCUGCACAAUUUCUUUCUUCACAUGGCGAAAUUGAAUGACACACGUUCAAUUGCAUCCCUUUUUCCUACAGCUGCAGAGCUAGAUGCCCAUAAGCCGCUUGAGGAGGCGCCCAAAAGUCCGGCAGUUCAGGAUGGAUCCCGCGAGUUGUCAAAACUGGUGAAGGCUUCGGACUUCGUGUCCAAGAUCGUCAAGGCCCUACAUGCUGUUGAUGUAACAGAAGUAGUCCAUCACCUCCCUGUGGUUUUAAACCAAUUGAUGUGGCUGAUGGUCCGUAUCAACAGCGAAGAGUUGUCGGUUAACGUUAUAAAAGUACUCAUCCAUAUCGUAAAUCAACUUCACGAAGUCAACAAAGCGAGUAUUUUGGAUUCCUACUUAGAGUACGUAUUUGUAACUCCGACUCAAAGCGAUUCAGCAAACAAGGCCACGGUACAUGAAGAAAUGGUUAAAACGUUAUGCGUCCUUUUGCGACCUUCUAACACUGAUUUCUUAGUCAUGCACAAAUUCCUUCGUCAUGCAAAUUUCUUUCUGAAACUUAUUACCCGCAGCAUGGCGCAGCAUAUUCUAGAUAGUGGAAGGAUAAAAAUGCAGAGACAAGAGCGAUUCCAUAUGGAUUACAUGCGCAAUGUGGAGAGUCUCAUCGAAACCAUUUCACCGCACAUUCAAGUUAAAUAUAAAGAUUUGCCGGACGAAACGCGUCAUGCCAACUUAGCGAUAGCUGAGUUCAUUAAGAAAUGCAUGUCUUUGAUGGAUCGAGGUUUCGCCUUCCGACUAGUCAGCAUAUAUCUUAACACCUUCCGGCCAGAUGACCCACGAGCUUUAUAUGAGCUCAAGUUUCAAUUUUUGCAAUCGGUGUGCUUCCAUGAACACUACAUCCCAUUGAAUUUUCCCCGUGCAUCCAAUUGGGCAGCAAUGCAAAAGAAUAUGAAGGAAUUGGACGUUGAGUUCCGACUUUGUGACUCCUUCUGUCGAAGCCAUUACUUAGCUGGACUGAUUUUGCAAGAGGUCAGCUCUGCUCUGAACGAAGUGGCAGACAUUCGCAGAAUCGCGUUAAAAUGUCUGAAGGAUUUAUUAGCGAAACACGAGCUGGAUGAUCGCUACCAGAAUAAAGGUCGUCAGAGUCGAAUAGCAUCGCUUUAUCUACCUUGGAUUUUCAUAGUACUCGACAACUGGAACAGGUUAAAAGUUUUGUCUUUGGAAUCCACUGCUUUACCCAGUUCGGCGGCCUCAACAAUCGGAUUUUCUAGUGUAGCGAGUCCUUCCGUGAAAACAGGAAAGUCACUUUCGCUACCAAGGAAUAUCAGACCCCCUGUUCAGACACCAAUGAGUUCGUGGAAACGACAUACGAGGACGGGAACUCCCCUGUCUCAGACGUCGUCACCUGUCCGUUCUGAAUUCAAUUCUAAUCGCAAUUCUUCAUAUUUAGCCAUCAUUGCUGGCCAAGGAGUACCAUGUUCCAGUAGUCGAGCAACACUGACUAAUGGUGGCUCAGUAGGUAGCCUCGGUGAAUCUGACAGUUCUUCGACAAUGUCGAUCGAAACUUCCGUUCGAGAGUCACCGGAGAACGAAAAAAAUAUUACGCUAACAAUCCCGCGUGAACCCACCGAUCCAGAUAAAGCUGAUAAAGACAAAAUUAAGACACAUUCAAGAAGUACGAGUGUUGUAAUAUCCAAUGCACCAGUUAUCCGUUACGACAAGCUACAACCGGAUGAAGUAAAGGAAGUGUUACUGUGCCUAAUGUAUGUCCUCAAACACGCCGAUGAAGAAGCCUUAAUUUCCUGGUGGCAUAAUGCCUCGCAACAUGACCUUAUUUGCUUUUUCCACAUUCUGGAACUGAGUUUGCGGCAGUUUAAAUAUUUGGGAAGAAAACGGUUCGGACUAAUUGGCGAUGGAAGUUCCUCUAAAUCCUCAACACUUCCACCUCGGGUUCCUCCACCAGUAUUUGGUUCCAGACCAUCCACGUGCUACGAACCAGACAGUGCAUCAUGCUCAGAUGGCGAUAGUACAUACCGGUCUUUAUUGGAAUCCAAUCUAACAAUCGAGGUUGGCCUUAUAGUCCUUGAUGCAGUAGGCCUUUUUUGCCUACACUUCAAGGAGGCACUGCUGAGUGAGGAUGGAGAUAAUCCCCUAAUGAGAAAAGUUUUAGACAUCUAUCUGUCGUUCCUCCAGAUCGGCCAAUCAGAGAGUCUUGCGAAGCAUGUUUUCGCAGCACUACGAGCGUUCAUCAACAGCUUUCCUCUUGCACUUUAUCAAGGUAACGCUUGGCUUUGCGGUCGCCUGUGCUGUGAGCUAUUACGAUGCUGCGCUAGUAAACUGUUGAUGGUGCGACAAGAGGCCUGUGCUGUCCUUUAUUUGCUAAUGCGUAGCAACUUCGAAUUCAGUGGACAAAAAGCCUUGACACGGGUUCACCUGCAGGUGAUCAUUUCCGUUUCUCAGUUGCUUGGAGAAAUUGGUGGCCUAAAUAGCAGUCGCUUUGGAGAGAGUCUCAAUGUUAUUAACGGAUUUGCCAAUAAUGACAAAGCAAUGCAAUCUACUGUGUUUCCCGGUGAAGUUCGUGAUUUGACUAAGAGAGCACAGACGGUGCUCAGGGCCACCCUGCAGAUGCGCCAACAGGCUCAAGAUCCUGAAUUACUUAUCGACUUGCAGCAUAGUCUGGCCAAUUCAUAUUCUGCUACACCUGAACUGCGAAAGACUUGGUUAGAAACGAUGGCUCAUCACCAUACUCGCUUGGGAAACUGGUCCGAAGUAGCCCAGUGCCGAAUUCAUGUGGCAGCUCUUAUAACCGAAUAUCUUUAUCGCCGAGAACUCCGACAAGUGGGUUGCCAAACAUUCAGCUCCUUGUCGCCUAAUAUUGUACAAGAUGAAAGCAAUCUUCGCCUAGAUACUGGUAUCCACGAUACCCAGUACGACGAAGCUAUGUUGCUUGAACAAUUGGAAGAAUGUAGUCGUGCCGUGGAGAAAGCCGAGCGCUACGAAAUGCAACUCGAAAUCUAUAGACUAAUACUACCAACUUACGAAAAACAACGAGACUAUGUGGCAUUGUCGGAGUGUUUCAGUGUUCUUUCACAAGCGUGUUCUCGAGCCACGGAAGUCAAUCGAACCGGGAAAAGGCUGCUUGGUACCUACUACCGAGUUGCGCUCUAUGGAAAGGCCCGAUUCGGAGAUGAAGCUUGUACAGAAAACAUCUACAAGGAACCGAAAGUUACCAGUUUGUCCGAAAUUGCGGAGCGUCUAAAUAAGAUGUACUGUGCGAAAUUUGGCGCGGAGCGAGUGAAAUUAGCUAUGGACUCAAAUCCAAUUGAAGAGAAGGAUAUGGAUCCGCAGAUGGCGUAUGUGCAAAUUACACAUGUUCUGCCUUAUUUCGAGGAAAAUGACUUGGCAGAUCGUGUCACUGAAUAUGAACGCAACCAUAACAUAAAUCGCUUUAUGUAUGAAAUACCUUUUACUACCGACGGGCGAGUAAGAGGAAGCCCCGAAGACCAGUGUAAGAAACGGAUUAUAUUGACCACCCAGUACUGCUUCCCUUACAUAAAGAAGCGACUACGAGUUAUCCAACGUGAGUCCUACGAUCUUUCACCGAUUGAAGUAGCUUUGGACGAAAUGCGUGCACGCGUUAAAGACGUUGCGGAAGCGGUGCGUACAGUGCCCACUGAUCUGAAGAAGCUGCAGUUACGCCUACAGGGAAGUAUCAGUGUACAGGUUAAUGCAGGCCCGCUGGCCUACGCAUCAGCUUUUCUUGUUCGCAACAUCAAUAACUAUCCGGAAGAACAAGUCCAGCAAUUACAAGAGCUUUAUAGGGACUUUGUGCACAUAUGCGGGGCUGCUUUAGAGCUGAAUGGGAAGUUAAUCUUACCAGAUCAGCGGGAAUAUCAUGAAGCUCUACGGGCAAGCUUCCGAGAGUUGGUGAGUUCGUUAGGCGAUAUUCUUGAUGACCCAUCACUCUACAGAGACUGGGACGGACUAAGCAGUUCGAACCCAUUCAUCAAACGAAAUUCAGUGUUGGUUUUCUCUACUGGUGGUAACUCUACGGAUGCUUGAAUACUUCUACGGAGCAGUCUCUCUUGCUGCUUUCUCCUGAAGCAAUUACGGUUGCUUUCGUCACCAGGCUAUUUUUCUGGAGAACGUUACAUUAGUAAGUAAAUUCUUCUUCCUGUUUCACUCUGUAAUUGUUUUUUGGAGACAUAUGGCCACAUUGGAAUCUCACGUUUAGGACUGUGUUCAGUUCUAGUAGGUGAAAAUCCUGAUAUAGAUCUUUGAAUUCCGUCGCAAUACUCCUUUAGACAAUCGUUUUUCCGAAGGAGCAUCACACACAUCCUAAUUGAAUAGGUUAAUAUCUCCUCAACUAAUGUAUAAAUGUUUUCAUCUGAUCCCUAAACUUUUUCUCGACUUCACGGACACCGAGAUACAGUUGUAUCUGUAUAGUACCUUUGUGACGUUGUUGAUUUUCUAGAAUACAUCUGUUGACCCA